CAGAUCAUCAGCUCCCUUGGGAGGAAAGAAGAGAUUAGGGAGUUCUUGGAGAACAUCCGCACAGACCCACAGUUUGCCUUUGACAGUCCAGAUGAGCUGUUGGAUGGAUAUCGGAAGAUCCUCGAGAAGGACAUAGAGCCAAAGCUCCCAAGCAUUGUCCUACAUGUACCCAAGCUGAAGAUUCAGAUCAAGCCUUCUCUGGAGGAUGAAGGAACAGCUGCAUUUUACAUUGCUGGAUCACAUGAUGGUAGUCGACCUGGGAUCUGUUACAUCAACGUAACUGAUUACAAGUCACAGCCAAAAUUUGAGAUGGUGGCUCUGGCCCUGCAUGAGGGGAAUCCAGGUCAUCAUCUGCAAAGCACUCACCUCCUCGAGAUGGAGGGCCUUCCUGCAUUCCGCAGGUACCUGGAGGAUCGACAGUACGGCAUCAUGCCAUCCAGGUUCACCUUCUACACAGCUUACAUCGAGGGCUGGGGCCUCUACAGCGAGCGGCUUGGUGAUGACCUCCACCUCUAUGAUGACCCUUACAUGAAGUUCGGGAUGCUGUCGAUGGAUGCGCUCCGUGCAUCCCGUCUUGUGGUGGACACCGGACUGCAUGCAUUCGGUUGGGCGCCCGAAAAGGCAGUGAACUUCAUGCUGGCUCACACUGCUGCCUCUAAGCGCACCUGUGAG
Messenger RNA from Darwinula stevensoni, 672 nucleotides. The record is from the annotation of a GenBank genome assembly. NCBI's taxonomy places the organism in Eukaryota, Metazoa, Arthropoda, Ostracoda, Podocopida, Darwinulidae.